Molecule: messenger RNA, 1446 nt
Organism: Aureobasidium vineae
Lineage: Eukaryota; Fungi; Ascomycota; Dothideomycetes; Dothideales; Saccotheciaceae
Source: the annotation of a GenBank genome assembly
CCAGUCAAAAACGCAUCAAUCAUGGCGCCCAAGAAGAAAUUGUUCGCAACUGUCAGCGACUACGCAUCAGGCACAGAAACCGAGACCGAAAUGCCUGAAUCCAGCGAGCCCAAGUUUAUCGCUUCAUACGGCACUGGCAAGAAACUUGGUAAAGCCUCCGCUUCGCCCAAGAAGACUGAGCCGCCAGCAAGCGGACGCUCGACACGCACCUCCUCAAGACAGCCACAGGCACGAGCUCCUCCGCCGACAGCAGCAACCUUAGUGUCCAAGUCCCCUGCCAAGUCACCCGUCAAGUCAUCCGUCAAGUCCCCCAUCAAGUCACCCGCCAAAAAGUCGCAGUCUCGAGCGCGCACCAGAGGCCAUCCUCUGGCUCCGCCGCCCGCUCCUGCCGAUCAGCCAAAGACCACGACCCGCCGUGCCCGUACCGUCUCGCCAGCCAAGCGUCUGAUCGCAGACUCUCCACCACCCGAGGACCGCAUGAACCCCUUCCCUCCCAAGCCUGAGCCUAUGACCGUCACCGACAAGCCCGCCGUUCGCAACCGCUACGGCGAAAAGGUCGUGGCUCCUGUCGAUAUCAAGCAAAAGAUGCGUCAAGCAAUCAACUUCCUGUCCGACGAUGGCGUCGAGAACCUGGCAGACUUUGAAGAGAAGCUGGAGAGGAUUGAGGCCUGGCUGGACAAGAAUCACCCCCAGAUGGAUGGCAUCAUCGCAGACGGCGAAGACGACACCGAGAUGCUCUGCCGUAGGGUUCGCUACAUGAUCUGGGUCCACCAGAACCGCAUCGAAGAGGGUGCCGAACAGUGGUUCACCCGCGACCAGUUCCCCAACAGCCAGUCCAUGUACAAGCCCGUCAAGCCCAGAAAGGGUGACCUAUGGCGUCUGCACGCAGACUUCACCACAACCGGCAAGCCCGUGAAUCCCAAGGAUCAGGUCAUGCAGGCCCAGGACAGGGACCGCUUCGUGGAGGCCCGCGCCGAAAAGACUGCUGCCGCCAAAGCCAGUCCAAAGAAGACGGUUGCUGCUGCCGCUGCUGCUGCUCCCAGACGACCCGAGCUGCCUCACCCAGAGAUCUGGCACCGCAAGGAGGCUGCGCGCUUCCCCUACGGCGAGACUCCCUACAUGGAGCAAGUCAUGAGCAGACAGAUAACAGCUGAUCUGGCUCGUGGCAGAGAAGCCAAAGACGCCCUUGAAGGCGGCAACUACUACGCUCUCAAGAAAGUUCUCGGAGACAUCAAGAACUACAUCCUCCCUGCAGCCCCACCUGCAGCUCCCUUUGACCCCUGGAAACUGUCUCAAGUCGCCUACGAGGACGUUCUGGAUGCCGAUCAGUGGAUGAACGUCCUCAGCAAGAAGGAGACGACUGGCACCAAGAGAAAGGCUGCAUCCAGUAGAAGCCGCUCGCCUGCCAAGCGUACCAAGAGUGACAAUUGGCCUCUGACGGGUUGA